Molecule: messenger RNA, 1187 nt
Organism: Lindgomyces ingoldianus
Lineage: Eukaryota; Fungi; Ascomycota; Dothideomycetes; Pleosporales; Lindgomycetaceae
Exons: 3
Coding region: 1-936 (311 amino acids)
Source: RefSeq, a predicted model, not a curated record
AUGUUACCCGUGCCGGCAGUCGAUCCUCCCACUCCAUUAGCAACACUAUCACCAGAAUCCCAAGAUCCCCAGACACGAGCCUCGCUGGUGGUAUCACUCGUCAUAACGACAUGUAUUGUCAUGCCCGUCUUCAUCAUAUGUCGCCUGUACACAAGGGUUAUGAUCAAAGCAGUGUUCGGUCGGGACGACAUUCUAAUUUUGCUAGCUGCCGUCAUUGCGUUUGCAAUCAGCGUUGUUGCAGCCGUGAGCUGCGUGUAUGGGCUAGGACAUCACUUCCGGGAUGUUGAGCCCACGUCGAUGAAGACAUUCUAUAAAUGCCACCCAGUCAGAGGAUAUUGGGACCCUCCAGCGAGAGAGUGGUGCAUCAACAUGAAUGCAAACUUGAUAAUCUGCGUUGUAGGAGUCUCAAAAAUAGUGUACCUGAGCUUUAUCCUUGCAUCCUACGACGUCUUCUACGAUUCGGCUGCUACGACUGCGAUCACUAUUCUCGAGGUGAACUUGGGAAUUGUCUGUGCCUCACUUCCCGGAGCCAAACCAAUCGUGCGCUCAAUGAACUGCUGGAUCGCGCAUGCUGGACAUAUGGUAGUUGACUCGCUGACUGGUACCGGCAAACAGUUGACUUCGAGCAAGAAUAACACACCGCCGAAGAGGAGCCCAGUGCUUCGCGCAGGAACCCAAGAGCCUGAAAUUGGAGUCGCAAAAGGGGGAGCACAGAGGCAUGGGAGUGGAGAGAUCGAUAUUGGUGAGAGCAGACGGAUCCAGCGACUGACAAACGAGGACAAAAUAGUGACUGGUCUGGAGGUAGUUGGCUCCCUCACCCAUGAUAUGGAUGGAAGUGAAAACAUUCUCGUCACAGUGGAGCGCCCUAAGAUUGGAACAAGGCCGGGAGUGGUGCGGGCCAACUCUGGUUCUCAACACCCAGACACUUUUGGAUAAACCUAGCAACGAUGUCAGUCUGGAAUUGACUUGAAAAGAGCCUUGGAUACUGUUCUCUGGACCAAGUUGAUUGAAGUGAGUGCUCAGUGAGAGCGGCUGCGCCUGAUCCAAGGCUGAGUUACUCUUUCCCAGCAUACGACACUCCUUCCUAGCUACUAUCGCUCCUAGGUGCGUGACAGUCUGGUCUGGCAUUCUCUAGGACCGUCCUUCCCCCAGUGGGGAAGCAGUUUCUCACAGACGUUAGUCUCACA